Ostertagia ostertagi is the source of this 282-nucleotide messenger RNA. Lineage: Eukaryota; Metazoa; Nematoda; Chromadorea; Rhabditida; Trichostrongylidae. The record is from the annotation of a GenBank genome assembly.
ACCUAGUCAAAGACAUACCAGGGAACUGGUAUGACGCUAUGACAUGGAUCGGAGGAAAAUAUGAAUGGAUGAUGGAUGACUGGUUUUGGGUGGACGGAGCACCGUUCAGCUAUACAAACUGGAGAUGGAAUGAGCCGAAUAACUACUCAGGCGACGAGUAUUGCGUGGAGAUGUACAAAGGAGGCUUUAAGAGUCCGGGGAAGUGGAAUGAUUAUCCGUGCUACACGAAAAUGCAAUCGUUUGUGUGCAGAGCAUCGAGUUUGAAGUUCCAUGAAGACAAUA